Aspergillus eucalypticola CBS 122712 is the source of this 866-nucleotide messenger RNA. RefSeq names its product peroxiredoxin. Gene Ontology annotation, biological process: cellular response to oxidative stress; cell redox homeostasis. NCBI's taxonomy places the organism in Eukaryota, Fungi, Ascomycota, Eurotiomycetes, Eurotiales, Aspergillaceae. Gene Ontology annotation, molecular function: thioredoxin peroxidase activity. Bases 276 to 698 code for a protein of 140 amino acids. The record is from RefSeq and is a predicted model, not a curated record. Gene Ontology annotation, cellular component: cytoplasm. The transcript has a single exon.
CCGACGAUAAGGCUCCAAAAGUUGGCGACAAACUAGACUUGGACAACUUCGGUGGUGAUAUUGAGACUGACGAAGGGCAAAAAACCACGCUGAAAGAUCUCGUCGAUGCUAGUGAAGCUGGUGUCGUGCUGUUCACGUACCCUAGAGCUUCAACCCCAGGCUGUACGUAAAAAUCUCUACUCCCACCUCCCCAAUUCCCCCGCACUCUGCCAUGAGGAUAAUCUGGUGCGGGUACAAACACGCAUGGUGGUCAUCGAAUACACCCGUUCGCGAUUAUGGCCUUUGAUAUAAUCAUCCGCUGCAGUAAUCCUAGAGAAGCUAAUAUAUCAACAGGUACCAAACAAGCCUGUUUGUUCCGUGACAACUAUGACUCUAUCACGGAAAGUGGUUUAACGAUUUACGGCCUUUCAGCGGACUCACCAAAGGCAAAUACUACGUUCAAGACUAAACAAAGGUUGCCAUACCCUCUUCUCUGCAAUCCCACCGCUACAUUGAUAGCAGCUCUUGGACUUAAAAAGUCGCCAAAAGGCACAAUUCGAGGAAUCUUUGCUAUUGAUAAAGAGGGCAAAGUUUUGAUACUACAGGCCGGAGGCCCCGAUGCAACGCUUGAUGCUGCACGUAAUCUAGCUGCAGAAUUGAAGAAACCGAGCUCCGGAGACGAAACCCGCCACGCGAGUUCACCAGCUAAGGAUGACUAGUCAUUGAUAGUGAUAACCAGCAUAUCACUUCAAUGGGGUUGCUCCCAUUGAACGUGGUAGCUGAUGGAUUCAUUUGUUACAGACAUAUUGAGGCCUUGAGGUUUCCAAUUGGUACAUGCCUUGUCUGGCAUAAGCACUAUAUGCAAUUCCAAAUCAUUCUCGCGAUUG